UCGCCCAUAAGGUCCCUUAUCUUAUGGUUGUCACAUAUUAUUUUAUGUGGCCUAAACUUGUCCUUGACCCCCAAAUCAGGUGGAUCAUUUUGCUGUUGUGUGAGUUUUUACCUUCAUUGACCAUGUCGGCAGAAUUCCAGUACGAUGAGGCGUUUGAUGUCACUGACGACGUGAAAAGGGUCUAUGAUGAACAUGGCUAUAUUCUUAUCAGAGGGCUUUUGGACUCUGAGGAAACGGCACAUCUGAAGAAGUCCGUGGAAGAAUCGGAUGCAUUUACCACGCAUUCACAAGGGGUUUCAGACGGUGACGACAGGUCAAGCAAACUGGCCAUAUGGCGUCAUCCCGGAAAUGACGUCACAGGAAUGGUCACGCGGUGUGAUAAAGUUGCCGGGUUCAGUGACAAGCUGCUGGGAGGGGAAAGCUACAUCUAUCACUGCAAGCUGAUGAUGAAGGAGCCCCUGACUGGAGGCAAGUUCCUGUGGCAUCAAGACUAUGGCUACUGGUACAAAAACUGCUGCCUAUUUCCUGACAUGCUCAGUGUCUUCCUUCCGGUUGACCGUUCUGUGAAAGAAAAUGGCUGCCUAGAAAUCCUGGAGGGGUCUCAUCGAUGUGGGCGUGUCGAGCAUCUGAUGGUGGGGGGCCAGACGGGUGCUGAUGUUGAGAGGGUUGCGGAAAUCAGGAAGAAGUGCACGCACAGAUAUGUGGAGAUGGAACCAGGUGACGCCCUCUUCUUCCACUGCAACCUUCUACACAGCAGCGGCAUCAACAACAGCAACAUGAGACGCUGGGUGCUCAUCUGUGCCUUCAACAAGGCCACCAACAACCCGGUGUAUGAACACGAGUACCCGCAGUACACUAAACUGAACAAGGUAUGAACACGAGUACCCGCAGUACACUAAGCUGAACAAGGUAUGAACACGAGUACCCGCAGUACACUAAGCUGAACAAGGUAUGAACACGAGUACCCACAGUACACUAAGCUGAACAAGGUAUGACACAAGUACCCGCAGUACUCUAAGCUGAACAAGGUAUGAACACGAGUACCCGCAGUACACUAAGCUGAACAAGGUAUGACACAAGUACCCACAGUACACUAAGCUGAACAAGGUAUGAACACGAGUACUCGCAGUACACUAAGCUGAACAAGGUAUGAACACGAGUACCCACAGUACACUAAACUGAACAAGGUAUGAACACGAGUACCCACAGUACACUAAGCUGAACAAGGUAUGAACACGAGUACCCGCAGUACACUAAGCUGAACAAGGUAUGAACACGAGUACCCACAGUACACUAAGCUGAACAAGGUAUGACACAAGUACCCGCAGUACUCUAAGCUGAACAAGGUAUGAACACGGGUACCCGCAGUACACUAAACUGAACAAGGUAUGAACAGGGGUACCCGCAGUACACUAAGCUGAACAAGGUAUGAACACGAGUACCCACAGUACACUAAGCUGAACAAGGUA
Messenger RNA from Haliotis rufescens (red abalone), 1469 nucleotides. Its product is annotated as L-proline trans-4-hydroxylase-like. Lineage: Eukaryota; Metazoa; Mollusca; Gastropoda; Lepetellida; Haliotidae. The transcript is spliced from 9 exons. The coding region runs from base 24 to 875 and encodes 283 amino acids. The record is from RefSeq and is a predicted model, not a curated record.